AUGGCUAACCAUGAUUUGAUACUUGGUCAAAAUCACAAUUUGGAACUUGGUCAAAAUCACAAUUUGGAACUUGGUCAUGACCAUCAUGACCAUCAUCAAUCAAUGCUUGGUCAUAAUCAUGAUUUGGGGUUGAGUGAGAACCAUGGAUUGGAACUAGGAUCGCCGCCACCACAUGAGCAUCAAUUGGACAUGAGUCAGACCCAUGAGCAUGAACUGGACUUGGGUCAUGACCAUGGACUGGACUUGGGACAUGACCAUGACCUGGGGAUAGAACAAAAUCAUGAUCCAGAAGGUGAUGAUGGUCAAACUUAUGAGCAUGAGCUGGCCAUGGAUCGAAAGCCCGGGCAUGAUAACCAUGAGUCGCCCCUUCCUGGACAAAACCAUGAUAUGGACUUACCAGAGAAUAAUAAUCUAACUGUUUUUGAACAUCAAGGGUUUGAUGAUAACAUGGACCUGGCUGUGAUUCAACACCCAGAGAUGGGCACUGAUUCUGAGAAUGAUAUGAGUAUUCAACAGUCACAGUUUAUGCUUUCUUCUGAACCCCAUGUAAUUCAGGCUCGUACACUUGCUAUAAGUCCAUCUUAUGAGUUGUCAGUGGGCCAAGAAUUUCCUGAUGUCAAGAGUUGUCGAAGGGCGUUGAGGGAUACGGCAAUCGCUCUGCACUUUGAGAUGCAAACUAUUAAAUCCGAUAAAACACGGUUUACUGCCAAGUGUGCUAGUGAAGGUUGUCCUUGGCGCAUUCAUGCAGCAAAGCUCCCAGGGGUUCCAACUUUUACCAUCAGGACAAUUCAUGAGAGUCAUACAUGUGGAGGGAUUUCUCAUCUUGGUCAUCAGCAAGCUUCAGUUCAAUGGGUUGCUAACUCUGUAGAGCAAAGGCUGAAGGAGAACCCCAAUUGCAAGCCAAAGGAGAUACUGGAAGAGAUUCAUAUGGUCCAUGGCAUCACCUUAUCGUACAAACAAGCAUGGAGAGGCAAAGAGCGUAUUAUGGCUGCAAUGCGCGGAUCUUUUGAAGAAGGAUAUCGCUUGCUUCCACAAUACUGUGCACAGGUGAAACGCACAAACCCGGGCAGUAUUGCAUCUGUUUAUGGAAAUCCAACUGAUAAUUGCUUCCAACGACUAUUCAUUUCUUUUCAAGCAUCUAUAUAUGGCUUUUUGAAUGCCUGUCGGCCACUCUUGGGGCUUGAUAGAACAUAUCUGAAGAGCAAGUAUCUUGGUACAUUACUUUUUGCUACUGGAUUUGAUGGUGAUGGGGCUCUCUUUCCUCUCGCAUUUGGUGUUGUUGAUGAGGAGAAUGAUGAUAAUUGGACGUGGUUUCUGACUGAACUUCAUAACCUGCUUGAGGUUAAUACUGAAAACAUGCCAAGGCUUACUAUUUUGUCAGAUAGACAGCAAGGAAUUGUGGAUGGCGUUGAGGCAUGUUUUCCUACCGCUUUCCAUGGAUUUUGCAUGCGCCACUUGAGUGAUAGCUUCCGAAAGGAAUUUAAUAACACCUUGCUGUACAAUCUUCUAUGGGAAGCAGCCAAUUGUCUAACUAUAAUUGAAUUUGAAGGUAAAGUUAUGGAAAUUGAAGAGGUAUCACAAGAUGCUGCAUUUUGGAUUCGAAGAGUUCCACCUCGUCUGUGGGCUACUGCUUAUUUUGAGGGGCACAGGUUCGGACAUUUGACAGCAAACAUAGUUGAAGCUUUAAACAGUUGGAUAUUGGAUGCAUCUGGGCUCCCAAUAAUUCAGAUGAUGGAAUGCAUUAGAAGGCAGCUAAUGACUUGGUUCAAUGAGCGCCGAGAAACCAGUAUGCAGUGGACAUCCAUACUCGUUCCUUCAGCGGAGAGAAGUGUUGCAGAGGCCCUAGAACGUGCACGCACUUAUCAGGUUCUUCGUGCCAACGAAGCUGAGUUUGAAGUUAUAUCUCACGAGGGAACUCAUAUAGUUGAUAUAAGAAACCGCUGCUGUCUUUGUCGUGGUUGGCAGCUUUAUGGCUUGCCCUGUGCACAUGCCGUGGCAGCGCUUCUAUCCUGCAGGCAGAAUGUGCAUAGAUUCACAGAAAGCUGUUUCACAGUUGCAACUUAUCGCAAGACGUACUCACAAACCAUACAUCCAAUUCCUGAUAAAUCACUUUGGAAGGAGUUGUCUGAAGGAGAUGCUAAUGUUAGCCAAGCUCUUGAAGUUACAAUAAACCCACCUAAAUCACUCAGACCACCUGGAAGACCGAGAAAGAAGAGAGUUCGUGCAGAAGAUCGCGGGCGUGUUAAGCGAGUGGUGCAUUGUAGUCGUUGCAAUCAAACAGGUCACUUUAGAACAACAUGUGCUGCUCCCAUCUAG
Molecule: messenger RNA, 2316 nt
Organism: Lathyrus sativus (Indian pea)
Lineage: Eukaryota; Viridiplantae; Streptophyta; Magnoliopsida; Fabales; Fabaceae
Source: the annotation of a GenBank genome assembly